This is a messenger RNA of Mollisia scopiformis, 472 nucleotides long. RefSeq lists its product as uncharacterized. The coding region runs from base 155 to 412 and encodes 85 amino acids. Lineage: Eukaryota; Fungi; Ascomycota; Leotiomycetes; Helotiales; Mollisiaceae. The transcript has a single exon. The record is from RefSeq and is a predicted model, not a curated record.
UGUAUCGAUUCGGGAUGAUUUACCAGGUGUGACGUGCAACAAAAGUAAAGAUCUAGCGCAACUGAACCAAAGCCCCCUCCUUCUGCCAAUACCCAGCAGCAACCCCACAGUUUUCAAAACAAAGAAAUCCACCAACAAGUAUCAAAACAAUUAAAUGUACCGAGAACGAGAACUGGUUCUUCGUAUUCCUGCGACGCUUUCCGCUACUCUAAGUUCAGCCGUCAAUUUAGUAUUUGUGGCGAAAAGAAGUUUCUUUCAUGAAGGGGCCAUGAAGAAGGAUUUCGUUACCAUUUGCAAUAGAGAAAGAGUUCAAGAGUUCAGGAGUUCACGGCAAUGUACAUUUGACAAUUUGGUGAGGAAGAGAGAUCGAGGGGCCCUAGGAUGUGUAGCUAUGCAUAGAGUUUCGACGUGAUUAAAAGGAAGAGUCCUAUUAUACUUGCGUAUCAACCAUCAAGGCACAACUAGUAGGAAG